AUGUUGCAGUCUAUCUCUACCUACUUCAAUCAAGGGCCGAAAGAACAAAAGACCCCCCAGACCAAGGUCAACGAAACCUCCCGCGACACCUCGACAAGUGAUGGGGCGGCCAAUGCAGUGCUUGGUGGCAGUAACAUUGCGGACCCGGAAAAGAAAGAUGCUGGCACUGAAGCUGGGGAACAAACUUUGGAUCCGAUGACCAGCCGUAUUGAAGGUGGAGUCGAGUACAAGUCGAUGGUCUGGUGGCAAGCUGGGAUGGUGAUGGUUGCCGAGACCAUCUCUUUGGGAAUCCUUUCGCUUCCCAGGGCCAUGGCUACCCUUGGGAUAGUCCCAGGUUUGAUCCUCCUGGUGUGUCUGGGUGCCAUGGCUUCCUACUCCGGAUAUGUCAUUGGCCAAUUCAAGAUUCGCUAUCCUCACAUUCAUUCGAUGGGAUGUGCUGGGGAGGUGCUUUUUGGUCGUUGGGGCGGCGAGAUCCUCGGAUGGGGUCAAUUUUUGUUCUAUGUCUUCAUCAUGGGCAGUCAUAUCCUGACCUUUUCCAUCAUGAUGAACGCCAUCACGGAGCAUGGUGCCUGUACCAUCAUUUGGAUGGUGGUUGGGACCAUCCUCAGUCUGGUCUUUACCCUUCCCCGGACACUCAAGAAUCUUUCCUACUAUUCCGUUGCCAGCUUCAUCAGCAUCAUCGGGGCGGUGAUGAUCACCAUGAUCGGAGUCAGCAUCACCAAGCCAGGCAUGAGACUUGUUGACGGACAUGAGGUUCUCACCGUCCGACUCUGGCCAGAAGAUAAUCUGUCUUUUUCUACCGGAUUUUUGGCAGUUGCCAACAUGGUCUUUGCCUACGCAGGACAUGUUGCCUUUUUCACCUUUAUUUCGGAGUUGAAGAAUCCUCGGGACUUCCCCAAAGCGCUGGCCUUUUUACAAUGCAGCGACAUCAGCAUGUACAUCAUCACCGCGGUGGUGGUGUACUACUAUGCUGGGGAUCGAGUGGCUAGUCCAGCCCUGGACAGUGCCAGUGAUGUCGUCAAGAAGGUCGCGUAUGGCGUUGCAAUCCCCACCAUUGUCAUUGCCGGAGUGGUCAAUGGGCACGUGGGUGUCAAGUACCUGUAUGUCAGACUGCUCCGGGACCAUUCGGAAGAUCUCAUGCACCAAAAGACGUGGAAAUCGUAUGGCAUCUGGGUGGGCAUUUGCACGGGGUCCUGGCUGGGGGCGUGGGUCAUCGCGGAAGCCGUUCCCGUCUUCAGUGAUUUGUUGGGCUUGACCAGUGCUCUGUUCGCCAGUUGGUUCACCCUGGGAUUGAGCGGCAUGUUUUGGAUCAAGAUGAACCUGACGAGGAACGGCCAGAGGUGGAAGGUUGUACCCCGAAAUGGUUGGAGUUUCAGCAAGACCAUGUUGUUACUGGUCAACCUGUUGAACAUCGGGGUUGGAGCCAUCCUGUGCGUUGUCGGACUGUAUGCCAGCAUUUCAAGCAUGGUCCACAACGGAGCCACCAACAAGCCUUUCAGUUGUGCCAACAAUGCAGCUCGUUGA
Messenger RNA from Capronia coronata CBS 617.96, 1524 nucleotides. RefSeq lists its product as uncharacterized. Gene Ontology annotation, molecular function: amino acid transmembrane transporter activity. Gene Ontology annotation, biological process: amino acid transmembrane transport. The record is from RefSeq and is a predicted model, not a curated record. The transcript has 4 exons. NCBI's taxonomy places the organism in Eukaryota, Fungi, Ascomycota, Eurotiomycetes, Chaetothyriales, Herpotrichiellaceae. Gene Ontology annotation, cellular component: vacuolar membrane. The coding region runs from base 1 to 1524 and encodes 507 amino acids.